This is a messenger RNA of Suillus clintonianus, 1816 nucleotides long. RefSeq lists its product as uncharacterized. The transcript is spliced from 2 exons. Gene Ontology annotation, biological process: positive regulation of transcription by RNA polymerase II. Gene Ontology annotation, cellular component: RNA polymerase II transcription regulator complex. The record is from RefSeq and is a predicted model, not a curated record. Bases 191 to 1627 code for a protein of 478 amino acids. Gene Ontology annotation, molecular function: protein dimerization activity; DNA-binding transcription factor activity. Lineage: Eukaryota; Fungi; Basidiomycota; Agaricomycetes; Boletales; Suillaceae.
AUUCCCCACAGUCAAAGGACUCCGCUGAGGAAACUCGCGUAUCCUACUGUUCUUAUCAACAUCCCCCUGUAAAAUUCAUAUUCCCCGGCUGAUCUUUAUUGUCGCCGGAAUUCAACUCUUCUCUGUUUUACUCGUGUUAUCGCUCAAUUAUACUCGUACUUUCCCUUGUAGAACCCCUGUUUUUCAUUCAAUGGCUAUGACUCUCCCAAUCGCUUCCUCUUCCACUCCAUCUGCUGGUAAUUCCCCCUCUUCAGUAGAGAGUUCUGUUCCCCCUCAAACUCCGAUUACUCCUGCUGCCGGUCAAACUUUGUCUCUGCCCUUGGCGCCUUCCGCUGAGCAGAACAACAACAUCCAAUCACAAAGCUCUAUCACAGCCCCAUCCAAUGGCGCUGUUACACAGGUCAAGCGGAAACCCAGUCGCCGAGCUAACACCGCCGAAAGGCGCGCUACUCACAAUGCAGUCGAGAGACAGCGCAGAGAGACUCUCAACGGCAGAUUCUUGGAUCUGGCUGCGCUGCUUCCUAAUCUUUCCCAGAUCCGCAGACCAUCCAAGUCUGCGAUCGUCAACUCUUCGAUUGCACACGUUCACGCGUCAAGGCGUCACCGCUUCCUUGCUUCGCGGGAGCUGCGCGCUCUGAAGCUAGAAUCUGAUGCCCUUCGCCGGGAACUUAACGAAUGGCGUGAUCGUGCUGCGCUUCCCUGUGUGGAAGAGCCCGUUCGUGGAGAAGGCUUUACCAUGGUCCUUAAUGGCGAAGUCGAAAUUCUCGCAGCUGUCAUCGGUGAAGAAGAUGAAGAAGGACAGGCGUAUGACGGAUAUGAGGAGGGUGACGAUGAAUUUGCUGGUUCGAUGCCAAACGCCAUGGACGACACUGAGGAUGUUAUGCCCUCUGCGCCGAUGGUCAAGAACAGCAUGUAUGCACAUGGGAAUGUUCCCCCCACUGAUGUCAACAUCGCUCAUAUGAUGCCACGCGGUCCGCCCAACUCGCACGGCGGUCCCAUGAUCGCUCAGAUGCAUUCUUCUGUUUCCUUCGAGAACCCAGAAAUGCCUUCGAUCUACGAGCCUCGGGUUAACUUCGCCGCAGCCCCUUAUGUCGGACACCACCAACCCGCAAUGGAACAACAUAAUCUGAAAGCGUGGUCGAAUAUGUACAAUGCCUAUAACACGCAGCAAAUCCAUCAACUUCCGGCGCAGCGUAACUUGAUCACGCCUCCCAAUGGCUCGCACAACAUGGGACCAUCAGCAACGACCGGCAAUCACUUUGGUGACCAAGCAGCUCUUGCCAAUCUCAAGCGGCAGCAGAUGCUCGCGCUCCAACAGCAGCACGCCGCCAUGGGGUAUGUCGGUGAUACAGACGACACAUCUUCCGUCGGAUCUGGUCAAAGUAGCCCCGGCUCUGGAUACGGCUCACCAUCGCAUGGAGCUUCUAUGAACUACGAGAUUGCGAACGCCCUUCCUGAUUAUGGUCUUCCCAAAAGGCUGAGCCUGAGCAACCUCCACAUCAACACUGGUAUUGCUGGGUCGUGGAGCGGGAGGAUCGAAGAUGGGAUGGGAAGUAUGAUGACGAAGCAAGGUUUGGGCGGCCCAAUAAACGUUGGCAAUGGCGGAGGAUAUGGCAUGAUGAUAUGAGGCCUAUGAGCUUUUAAGGCGGUGCUCACAAUACCCGUGCCGUGCACGGACGCCUUGGGACUUUUAGGACAAAGUAUCACUUUCUCUUCUGCUUGCUAUCCUCUGACCCCCUCUUGUCAUGUACGUUUCUUUCGAUAACCCGCUCCUCUCGUUUUGCCUCGGAGGCCUCUUGCUUGAUCACUAUUAUUA